Messenger RNA from Struthio camelus australis, 8652 nucleotides. RefSeq names its product adrenoceptor alpha 1A (gene ADRA1A). Lineage: Eukaryota; Metazoa; Chordata; Aves; Struthioniformes; Struthionidae. The record is from RefSeq and is a predicted model, not a curated record. Gene Ontology annotation, cellular component: plasma membrane. Gene Ontology annotation, molecular function: alpha1-adrenergic receptor activity. Gene Ontology annotation, biological process: phospholipase C-activating G protein-coupled receptor signaling pathway; positive regulation of cytosolic calcium ion concentration; positive regulation of heart rate by epinephrine-norepinephrine.
CAGAUGCUCAGAGGAGCUGUGCUGCCUUCUAGACACUAAGGAGGGGGUGCUGCUCUGAAAAGAGCACAACAGCAUGUAUCUUUGACAUGGCAAACUUCACUCUCCCCCCUUCAGAGCUAACCAGAAGCUCAUGUAAAUGACCUUUGAGUCCCAGUCCAGGAGCUCAAGUGGCAAUUGCUCUACAGCAUGCAGAGGUUUUGACUGACACUUCAGACCCCGAAGACCUGCAGUGGCAGAUAUCUCAAGUAUCUCAAAUGACAUUGCUGAGCAGACACAGCAUCAGCAGCCACCCACCUUGCCAGGUUUCUGCUAAGCCUGUUGUAAGGCAGAAUCAGGACUAACACAAGGCAAGAAAAGCAUCACUGACUUCCCCUGGGAGAAAUCUAAAUUCAAGAUACUUUGGAAUAUCUGUAUUAUUUAAAUACUGAAUCUUCCCAAAAAGGCAGAAAUGACUUCAUCAAGUUAUCCUGCAAAGUAUAAGAAAUAGCCUCAAUUUUAUGUAGCCUCACUUCUGCAUCCCGAGAAAAUACAAAGGGGGUUAAACUUGACUGUGAAAUGGCGACUGUGCUAUUAACUAGGGGAAUGGUAAAACUUGGGGAGAAAGGUGGAUUUCCUACUGUUUCCGGAUCCUUCGCGUCGUUCCUGGUGCUGCACUCCUAACAUAUUCUUAAACUUUUUUUCCCAGCAAAGCCAGGCAAAUGUUGCCUGUAGGACCUUCUGAAAACUGAUCUCACCACUCUUUCCUACCAGAAAAGGGAGUGAAAGACACCGGCCUUGCAUGGACAUUAUCAGCCACACACCAUGGUUUUCCUCCUUGGAAAUUCAUCUGACUGCUCCAACUGCACCCACUCUGUGGGGCCUGUAAACAUUUCAAAGGCCAUUUUACUAGGCAUUAUUCUAGGGGGGCUGAUUAUUUUUGGGGUCUUGGGUAACAUUCUGGUUAUCCUCUCUGUAGCCUGCCACAGACAUCUUCAGAGCGUUACCCACUAUUAUAUAAUCAACCUGGCUGUAGCUGACCUCCUCUUGACUUCCACUGUCCUGCCCUUCUCAGCUACCAUGGAGAUUUUGGGCUACUGGGCCUUUGGGAGAAUCUUCUGCAACAUCUGGGCAGCUGUUGAUGUCCUUUGCUGCACUGCUUCCAUUAUGAGCCUGUGUAUCAUCUCGAUAGACAGAUACAUCGGGGUGAGUUACCCACUGAGAUAUCCAAGUAUAGUGACAGAAAAGAGGGGCCUCCUGGCUUUAUUUUGUGUUUGGGCAUUGUCUCUGGUGAUAUCAAUUGGACCUCUUUUUGGGUGGAAGGAACCAGCACCAGAAGAUGAGACCAUCUGUCAAAUCACUGAAGAGCCCGGCUACGUGCUCUUCUCUGCUCUAGGCUCCUUCUACCUCCCCUUGACUAUUAUCUUGGUGAUGUACUGCCGCGUGUAUGUAGUGGCCAAAAGGGAAAACAAAGGCCUGACUUCUGGCCUGAAGACUGAGAAAUCUCAUUCUGAAGAAGUGACUCUACGGAUCCAUCGUAAAAACGCUCCUGAAGCAAGUAGAUCUUCAUCCAACUCCAAGAGCAAACAUCAUUUCUCAGUGCGUCUCCUCAAAUUCUCCAGGGAAAAGAAAGCUGCCAAGACCCUGGGAAUAGUUGUGGGAUGCUUCGUUUUGUGCUGGCUUCCAUUUUUUGUAGUAAUGCCUAUUGGUUCUUUCUUUCCUGCAAUCAAACCCCCGGACACGCUUUUUAAAAUAACAUUUUGGCUUGGCUAUUUAAACAGCUGCAUCAACCCCAUAAUCUACCCAUGCUCAAGUCAAGAGUUUAAGAAAGCAUUCCAGAAUGUCCUGAGAGCCCAGUGUCUUCCAAGAAAGCAAACAGCGAAGAAGCAAUCCCCAAGUUUCAACCUCAACCAUCCCGCUAGCCAAAGCACAGAGAGUCACAAAGGCGUGGUCCGUAUCCCCGUUGGCUCAGGUGAAACCUUCUUUAGGAUUUCCAAGUCCGAUGGGGUCUGCGAAUGGAAGAUAUUCUCCACUGUGCAAAGCAUGCCUACAAAAAAUGCAGUCUCUAAAGACAAGUCUAGCUGUACUGCUGCCAAAGUGAAAAGUAAAGGUUUCCUACAGGAAUGCUGCUGUGCAGGCACUUCAGGGAAUAUUCUCCGGGAAAAUCGUAAAGUGCCAACCAUUAAAAUACAUACCAUCUCCCUCAGUGAAAACGGGGAGGACGUCUAAAGGACUGAUGUGACUAGUAGCGUAGCGUGGCAAACUCACGGCUCUGCUAAUGGGAUGUUGUUAUUUUAUGGGGAAGUAGCAGUAGAUGCUACAACAGUUGAAGGGAUCCAGCUGAAACAAAUAGCGUGCUGUAAAACAGGGCCAAAUCCUUUGAGGAGUGGUGAGUUUGAGCGCUGGUAGCCCCUUAAAAUCAGUGAAUGACUUCAGGGGAUGGUGAGCACCCAGCGCUCUUCCAAGAGUCUGUCUUCUGCAAGGGAUUUGCCUGACGUUUAAAGGCCUUAUUUUUCACUGCGUUCCCUUGUUUUGAAGUUCUAUUUGCUCUGAUUUUUAAGCGCAAUGGGAAGAGAGAGAGCAAACUGCAAAAAUCCUAUAGCGAUUUCAGCACGGAUGCUUUCGGCCAACUCCAACUUCACAGCCACUUCUGUGAUGUAAUUUUUUUUAAGCUAAACAAGUUGAUUCAACAGCCAAAAGACUUGAGGUGGGGAGGGUCAGGUCUUGGGACAGUGUUUACAGAUCUCUGCUUACUCUUCAGUAAGGGACUUGAACAAGAAUGUUUUUCUCCUGUCCUGCCUCUCUUGUUCAUCUCUAGAUCCCAGUCUGCAGAGGUCCUGCGCUCCUUGCCGAAGGCAGCUGUCUGGAUCACAUCUUCAGCUGGGCAGCCCCAUUGUCCUCAUUCCUGAGCUGCACCAGGUGGGGAUCUGGUCUUCCAUAACGCCCACAAGUCUGCUCGCCCUCAGCCAAUGACUGAAACGCAGUCAGCUCAGCUCACAGGAGAUGGCAAAAACAUUGCCUUGGCUCUUGCCCUGCUUGGAGUCACUCUCCCAAGUUUCCCUUUGGGCUUUGGAUUUCAGUGAAUCCCAUUGCUAAGAGAAACUUGACCCAAAUGGCUGCAUCUCAACUAGUUUCAGACCCACCCAAAGUCUUCUUUUUUGUACAACCAACCUCUCAAAUCCCCACACAAAACCAAAUGAAAAUUUGCAGCCAUCCUGUGUGUGUUUGGAAGGUCUCUGUGCUUUGAUGCAGAUAAAGUAAAACUCAGAAUUAGGUGAGGCAUCAUUAAGUAAGGCUCAAAGGGGUCACUUUUACUCAACCACUUUAUUUUCCUUAUUGUUCUGAGGUCAGCAGAGAACCAUUUAAAAACUCUAAAUCUCUUUGCUCAGGUGCUUGCAGUAAUCAGAACCUAAGGUACUGUAGUGCCACAGUCACUGGAAAAGCUGCAGCUGUUUUGCCAUCUCCUUGCUAGGUGUUAAUUCCACGUUCCUCUUCUGACUACUUCAAGGCAAAAGAUUAAGCCUUCUAGGAGUUCUUAGGCACCCUAGAGUCAGGAACUUUAUCCUCAUUCAGAGCAGUGGGAGUUAAGCCCAUUAAAUGACUUCAGGAUGUACAUCCCCAUGAGAAAGGGUCAUCUUUCGGGAAUUUGGGAGAAAAGCAUUUGGAAGCAUGCUAUAUUUUAAUAUAGCUAAUCCAAAUAAAUAAAUAAAUCGACAGUUCAGCAUCUGGAAUAAAUAGUGGGAGGCAUUCUCUGCAUAAUAUUAGAAACAAGCAGCUCUUGACAUAAUUCCUCCUGAACCUGCCAAGUAAGAAUGCAGCUUCCUUGAAACAACACAAGCCUUUACUCAUGUCCUGGUGUCAGCUUCUGGGCUGUGCCGACUUAUCUACUGGCUAGAAGAGGAAAAGAGCUUAGAAGGUUAGCUUUUACAGGAUAGGACCUUGAAAAGGCACCUUGAUAUUACUGAUGAGGAAUCACUGUUCAUUCAUCUCUCAUUCAGUAGUAAGGCCCCAGCGUCAAGAGAAUUUCAGUCGUCUGUGUCUUUUAUUUACGCACGAAUGAGACUUUUCUCUUGUAAACAAGUAUUUUCAGCUAGCACACUGUCUGAAAAUUUGCAAAAGGAGCAUCUGGUUCUUGAAGUUUCUUGCAGUACUGUUGUUUUAUACGGAUCUAGGAGCAGAAAGGAACCUUAAGUGUAAGGUGUCGUAUCUAUACGAGCACUGUUUUACAUGGCCAGGAUGCUAAUAAAGCACUGCCAUUGAAAAAAAGCUUAGAGCUCAAAGUAAAAGAAGAACAGAUGGGCCCAAGUCUAGAUUUCAGGUCAAGAUCUCCUGGUUAAAUUAUGAAAAGGUGUUAGGGCCAGAUUUAUCAACGUAGUUAGUGCCAGAUGACAAUAAAUACUUCACAGCUUUUGUGAAAACACCCAACUGACCAACUCCUGCAGGCUUUCCCUGGAAGUUAAGUGCCUAACCUGCCUAGGUGCUUUGGGCAAAUCCCAGUAGAGGCCUGUCUGCAUUGCAAGGCUCCUAAAACGGCCUGGGCUUUGUUAACAGGCUAUUCAUACUCCACAGCUUUAUUCACACACCAGAGAACUAUUAUUUCAAUCAAUACAUGCAAGACAAUUUUUGUGUAGCCUGUUCACAGAGGAAGGACGGGCCAGUUAGUUUUUCCCCUACAUUUGGCCCUGUUCUCAAUGCAUUAAUGUUGUCCUGUAAUAUUUGUACAUCAAGGAAACCUAAUACUAGGUACCCAUUUACCGGCGAUCCUGCUAAUCUCAAAGGAUCAGAAGUAAAACCCAUAAAAGUAGGCAUCAAGUCUUCAAGCAGAUUCACUAGGUAGUAUUGGCUCAGACAACACCAACUCGAUUCAACUGUAUGAGAAAACAAGAAAGGCAUAAAUGACCUUGUAAAGUUGGCAUUUUCCUUCUAGUGUGAUAACCAAGAACACUUCAGGUCUCAUACGCCUGUAAACUUUCCUUGCAGCACUUGCUACUACCCUUUAAGCCUUUCUGAAGUUUUUUUCAAUGGUUAGAAUUUGAAACCAGAAGUGUUGAGACACCAUGAAAAAAAUUAUUCUCAUGGUAUUCAAGCCAAGACAAGAAGCAGAAAAGCUGGAAAUCUCAUAAGAGAGCAAUGUGAGACUCAAAGCCAAGGUUUUCAGUCUCAUGGGAUUCAAAUACAUGGGACAUUUAUUUGAACCAAACCUGAACUCUGAAACACUUAAAAACGUCUAUUGAAUUGAGCAACAUUUAAUAUCUCCACUGUACAUACUUGCUGUCCAACCCUCUUUGUAUACCCAUUUUAUAACUUCAGAUAGACUAGUAAGGCCGUUUGUGCCAUCUCUCCUUUAGAGCUGGGAGAUUCACACAGCGGCUCUCUAGUAAUUUUAGAUUUGUUGAGGUUUCAUGCCACCAGCCAAGGGGAUUAUUGUGAAGCUUUAUACAGGCUGAAGAAAUGGAUCAGUCAUUAAAGAGCGAUUCUGAAAUAGCAACAUAAUCGAAACCUGUGUGAUUAGAGUAAAGAAGUCAGGGUGCUGGCGGCAGCAUCUAGAAAGACAGGUGGGAAAGGUCACCCUUGAAGCACAGUGCUCCUGCUUGGGAGAAUCAGAGGUCAGAAUAAUUGAAUCAUUGCCUCUUCUUCGUUCUUUCUGCUUCCCAUAAAACAGAAGCUGAAGACCCUCUGUGUCCCAUGACUGCAGACAGACUCAGACCUUGGUAUCAAGCAAACCUGAUCCUACCCGAACCUCUGCUUGCCAGCAAGAGUGAAUAUAUAAUUUGUUUGGCUCACUCAGAUAAUCUCUGCAGGAAAAUGGCCCUGUUCCCUUGUUUCAAGUAGGAUCAUAAGCAUUUGUCAUCUUCGUGGACUGACAAGUCUCAAAAAGUAGAGUGCAGAUUUAAACAGCCCAUAUACUUUUUUUAUUGAAAGUGAACUUGGCACUAGUAGGAGAGUUGACAGACAUACAGACUCUGUAUGUCUGUCAAAAAACACGCUAGCAGUACAACAGAAUCCCUAUCAGCCUGCCAGCUGUCACUGCAGGUAAAAUCCUUCUAGGAUUAGGGCUCUGUUUUAUGAAGUACUGUAAGAUAACAGGAGAUAGCCAGGGAGUUUACCAAAUCUACAGAGGGGUAGUAAAAACACAGUGGAGCAUGCUGAUUUGCCCUCAAAGUUGCAUCCACUGAACUGCACUGAUCUUUUGAUUGAUGUGUCCUGAACGAAACCUUGAGGGGAACGUGUGGCAUCCCACUGUUCGCUCCAUUGAGAGCAAAGGCUAAGAUCUCAUCUCCAUUUUGAAUGGAGCAGACCAUCUCUACUGUGAGGUGUAGAGAGCUACCAGCGUUUAGUAGUUAGCUGGCUUCUGAUUUACACUGGUUGAAUCUAAGUAAAUCAUCCAUCUGUUUUCUUCCAGGAGCAGGAACAGGUCAGUAUUCCAGUUUCCAGGGUUACCCCGGGAUUUAAUGUUCAUUCAGAUUUAGUGUCUUAAUUUUAAGGCUUUACAUAUUCUGCAACAUUAUUCAAAUCCUAAAUACUCUAAGGUUUUCCCAUUGCCCAAAUAAAUGUCUGCUUGCUUUUUUUUUUUUUUUGGAGUUUUACUCUGCCAAGUCCAAGGAUAAAUUACACAUUGUGUAAAAAUAGUAUUGUCCUUUGCCAGGCUUUAACAUCUUGAAAAUCCAUAGCAUUGAGAAAAGAUUAAAUGAGAAAUACUUCUUGCUUUUCUACUCCUCAGACUCAGUAAGUGGAUUUCACUGAGCUUUGCCAGUCUUAUCAGCAAAACCCAUCCACCUGACUUCUGUUUCAUGAAAGAAACAAGAUGAAGGACUUCAGUAUCAUAUACCAACUGAAGUCAGUUAAAAAAAUCUCAUUGCUUUAUUGAAGCAGAAGUUACUUAGUUCUAGCUAUGUGUGUUAGCAUCAUGAUAACUAAUGCUCAUGUAUGAAUGAGGUUUUAUUAUAAACUCAAUUUGAAAAUAAAGAUAUGAGGCAGGGACCCAAUUCAUUGAUUUACUCAAGGAAGAUUUCAUGGAUUUUCAGUAGAAUCCAUGCUUGGUAAUUAACUCAAUAUCCUACUCAGAUAUUUUUCCUCUUAAAAUUGUUUGGAUAAGGGAGACAAUGCUGACAAUCAACAGGCUGUUGAUGACAGUUUUCUGAAUGAUUGCUUCUGUCAGAGCUAAAGAGGAAAGCCAGUGAGCCUUCAAGACGCUGCACUAAAAGCUCAAAGCAUAUUUGGAACCUCCACAAUGCAGCGUCAUUGUUUGCCAAGUGCUAGCAAGAAAAGGCAUCUAAGAGCUUGCAAGAGAACUAUCAUGAGGCAGGUUUGUAUAAGCUGCUGUCUUUUCUGCAUUAGUCAUGCCUAUUUCCAGUCAUCCUUCUGCACAGAACCUUCAAAUCUCACUAGCGUAUUGGCCUUUAACUUAUUUUCCCAACAAGCCCAGUAACCAAGCAUGAAUCUUCAUUCUGUUUCUUGCCUAAUUAUAAUGAGACUCAGCAUACUCAGGGGAGAAGAGUAGGCUGUCUGGCCAAACUAAUCCCUUCUUUCCUAUCAUUGCACAUAAGUGAACUAAACCUUCUCCAUCUAUAGAAGGGAGCUAAUCCAUAAACAUAAUCAACUACUUUCUGAAGGUAUUUGCAAGCAGAUUGUUUAAUAUAUGACAGUAUUAUGAAAAUCCAAGGCACUAGGAGAGAGUUUUAGUGCAUUAAAAUAAAGAUCUUCCAUCCAGUUUGAUAAAUGUAAUUGAAUCACUUAUUUCCCAAGGGAAGAUUAAGCAUUCGUAUUAAAGAUUCAAGCAAAAUGUCAUGCCUUCUAUGUAAAGUGUGCUGCAUAUUUCUCAUACUGGCAGAGGAGGAGAAAAAUAGCAAGUAUGAGCUAUGGGGAAGUGAACUGCUAAAGAGAAGAGCUAUAUAUUGCAGUCAACUAUCACAUAUGAACUGUAAGGUGCGUUAUUUCUAUGACACCCAAAAAAAUCUAGCUAAUGGGGAUUACUAUGUCUACUACACUCAGCUCAAACCCAGGCUGAAAAUUAUCUUCUCCUUUAGCACCAUGAAACCUUCAGUUCCUUUUCAGAGUCAAAACAGCUUAGUGUUUACACUAAAAAGCAGAAAUGAAUUCCCAGUAAUCAUCGUCUCAGACUGAAUGCUAUCUUCUCUACUGAUCUGCGUUUCUACUGGAAAAGCUUAGUCCUUAUAAACCAGUUUUCUUAAGUAAGAAAAAUACAGCCAGCAUUUCAGCAGUUCUCUGCUUAAAGUGAUGCCACUGGCAAGCGAAAUCUCAGCUAAUGAUCAUAUAGCAUCAUUAUUUUGUGAUACAGUAUCUUUGCUGACUAUUGCUGAAUGCUCAGUUGUACUUACUUCUGUUGAGAUGGUUGGAAUUGUAUGCAAGCUGGUGUGGUUUUUUGCUUACCCAGUUUUUUGGUUGCAGAAAUGUUGUUUUUCUUCUGUCUGAUGUAGCAUUUUGCUUGCCUGCUGUACAACUUUGGCUGCCAAUGUUUUUUAAAGAUGUUUCUUGAAACAGGCACUGCAUUUUCUGAAUAUGGUAUUUCAAUGUCAUUGGAUUUUCUACAUGCUGUUUUUAUAGGCCCGAUGUUUAUUAUGCAACAUUUGAACAGUCAUGCUGGUCAUUUUCUUGAAUGAAAUUGAAUGUAUAUGAAGUACUGUUAGAUGAACAAAUAAAUUAUUGGGGGGUGAG